AUGUCUUCUUCAAGGGCUGUCAAGGCAUGUCUGCAGCGUAACGUCGCUCGACAAAAUAUUUCCAGGAUUGCGAUUCAAUGUCCGCGAAUUCUUCAACAGUCUUCUACACAUCCCACAUUACGACCCCGCAUUGCCUCAUCACUAAUCGCUGGUCAGAGACGUGUCUUUUCUCUUACAGUCCCCCGUCGGUUGGCAGACGUCAAUAAUGAUUUCGAUCCAAAGUCGGUGGAGAGGGAAUCCGAUCAGGUCGAUGUAUGUAUAGUUGGAGGAGGUCCUGCUGGUUUAAGUGCUGCAAUUCGAUUGAAGCAACUUGCAAAUGAAGCAGGUAAUGAAGAUUUUCGAGUAAUACUUUUGGAGAAGGCUGGUGAAAUUGGCGCACAUAUACUUUCUGGGGCUGUCAUUGAACCUACGGCUAUCAACGAAUUGUUUCCGGAUUGGCUCGCAGAGGACAAUGAGAAUAAAUUCGAAAAUGUUACUCCAGUGUCGGGCGACAAGAUGCGAUUCCUUACAAAGGGCAGUUCAAUUCCAAUACCCGCGCCACCGCAGAUGAACAAUCAUGGCAAUUACAUCGUCAGUCUUAAUCAAUUCACAAAAUGGCUUGGGGACAGAGCAGAGGAAGUUGGUGUUGAGGUGUAUCCUGGAUUCGCAGGCGCAGAAGUGUUAUAUGCGACGGAUGGAUCUGUCAAAGGUGUCGCCACCAAUGAUUUGGGUAUUUCAAGAAGUGGCAAACCUAAAGAUAGUUUUGAAAGAGGAAUGGAAUUUCACGCAAGAAUAACCCUGUUCGCGGAAGGUUGUCAUGGAAGUCUUACGAAGCAAGUCAUCAAGAAAUUCGAUCUUCGUAGAGAUAGUCAACCACAAACUUAUGGUCUUGGUAUAAAAGAGGUAUGGGAAAUCCAACCGGAAAAGUUCAAGAAGGGCCAAGUUGUUCACUCUUUGGGCUAUCCUCUCCCGGCAGACACUUAUGGUGGUGGUUGGAUGUAUCAUUUCGGCGAAAAUCUAGUCAGUAUCGGACUUGUAGUUGGUCUUGAUUAUCCAAAUCCUUGGCUGUCGCCAUAUCAAGAGUUUCAAAAGAUGAAGCAUCAUCCUCUUUACAAGGACGUUUUGGAGGGCGGCAAAUGUAUUUCUUAUGGAGCUCGAGCUCUCAACGAAGGAGGAUUUCAGUCGAUACCGAAGUGCGCAUUCCCUGGUGGGGCUUUAAUUGGUGAUACUGCAGGAUUCCUCAACGUUCCAAAGAUUAAGGGUACUCACACAGCCAUGAAAUCGGGAAUGCUCGCUGCGGAAGCAACAUGGACCGCAUUGGAGAAGAAUGAUGAGAGCUCAGUUUUCCUAUAUGAUUAUGAAGAUUCGUUACGGAAAUCAUACAUCUGGAAAGAAUUGAAGGAGGUCCGAAAUAUGCGACCAUCAUUCCAUUCACCAUUAAAGCUAUACGGUGGUAUUAUGUACUCUGGAUUCGAAGCUUUCAUUCUCAAGGGUAAAGUCCCUUGGACAUUGAAACAUAAAACCACCGAUGCUGCAGCCACCAAACUUGCCGAUCAAUGUACAAAGAUUGAAUACGAGAAACCUGAUGGAAAGAUCUCGUUUGAUAUUUUGACAAGUGUUAGUCGUACAGGUACAAAUCACGAGGAAGAUCAACCAGUUCAUUUGCAGGUCAAGGAUUGGGAUAAGCAUGCGGAAAUGGAGUAUCCAAAAUACAAAGGCAUUGAAAAUAGAUUUUGCCCAGCGGGUGUGUAUGAAUAUGUUGAGGAUUCAACAAAGGAUAUUGGAGUAAGGUUUCAAAUUAAUGCUCAAAACUGCAUUCAUUGUAAGACGUGUGAUAUCAAGGUUCCGGAUCAGGAUAUCAAUUGGAGUGUACCCGAAGGUUCAGGCGGACCAAAAUAUUAUAUGACUUAG
Sclerotinia sclerotiorum 1980 UF-70 is the source of this 1890-nucleotide messenger RNA. RefSeq lists its product as hypothetical. The transcript is spliced from 3 exons. Gene Ontology annotation, biological process: electron transport chain. Bases 1 to 1890 code for a protein of 629 amino acids. Gene Ontology annotation, molecular function: iron-sulfur cluster binding; electron-transferring-flavoprotein dehydrogenase activity. Gene Ontology annotation, cellular component: mitochondrial inner membrane. Lineage: Eukaryota; Fungi; Ascomycota; Leotiomycetes; Helotiales; Sclerotiniaceae. The record is from RefSeq and is a predicted model, not a curated record.